AUGGACGCCAUGGAUAUGGAAAAGGGCAAUCUGGAUCAUCCAGCAAUCGCCGACAUCCCGCCACUCCCUUCAGCUCGUGACAUCCUGAGACCACUCUCGCAGGACGGCAUUUUUCUAUCCAGCGGGGCGGUGGCGGCGCAAGCUCUGAAGCUGAUGCAGACGGAUAAGGCAUCCCCGUCUUCUCCGGAGACGAGUCCACCGCUGCACCUGGGGUCUGAUCAGCGUGACCAGAUUGGUGCAACUGUGCAGAAGUGCAGUGAGGUGGUGCAGCAGAUAUGCGAGAAGGAUGGUGAUGGCCUGUUUGAUGCCAAUGAAGAUGGGGAUGGCGUCUAG
Penicillium oxalicum is the source of this 333-nucleotide messenger RNA. RefSeq lists its product as uncharacterized. Lineage: Eukaryota; Fungi; Ascomycota; Eurotiomycetes; Eurotiales; Aspergillaceae. The record is from RefSeq and is a predicted model, not a curated record. The transcript has 2 exons. The coding region runs from base 1 to 333 and encodes 110 amino acids.